AAUGUCUAACCGGGCUCGUCUCCUCUCCACCCCUGCCAAAGUCAACCUGCUGGUCUUGGUGGUUUCUGCAGUGUUUUCGUGGUCGAGCCUGAGCGACAGAGUUCCCGAGUUUGCCCUUACAAAAAUAGAAGAGAGCGACAUAAAAGAUGACAGCGGGAAAGAGCCGGUAACAGAAGAUGAUGCUGAUCCUGAAGACCUGGAAGUGUUUUACCCCACACAUCAGUGGCAAACCAUCCGUCCAGGUCAAGCCGUUCCUGCAGGGUCACACGUACGAUUAAAUCUGCAGACGGGACAUCGAGAAGCCAAGCUCCCAGACAGCGAAAGUGGAGAAAGUGCUGCAAGAGAAGAGAGAAGAAGAAAAAGGCUGGGCAAGGUGGAUGUUGACGCAAAUUCCUUCACAUCCCAGGAGCUCAAAAAGGCGUUGGCUAAAAUGAAGGAAAGCGAGAAGGCAGAAAGAAAGGCCCACGAAGAAGGGGUGAGGAAGAAGUUCCGGCCCAUAGAGCAGCUGAAGGAGGAGUUUGAAAAGCUGAACAUGAAGAUGGAAACAGAUUAUGAAAUUAUGGUUAAAUUAAUCAGCAAAUUCAACAGCUCUGCCUCCACGCUGGAUGAAAAAGUAGCGGCGCUUUAUGAUCUUGAAUAUUAUGUUCACCAGGUGGACAACGCUAAGGACUUCCUCUCCAUGGGUGGACUCCAGCUGGUGAUCGACGGGCUGAACAGCACCGAGGCCGCGCUGAAGGAGCAUGCUGCCUUCGUCCUGGGAGCCGCGCUCUCCAGCAACCCCAAAGUCCAGGUAGAAGCAAUCGAGGGCGGCGCGCUGCAGAAGCUCCUGGUUAUUCUGGCUACGGAACAGCUCCUGGCUGUCAAGAAGAAGGCUCUCUUCGCACUGUCCUCCAUGCUGAGACACUUCCCCUAUGCCCAGCAGCAGUUCCUCAAGCUGGGCGGCCUCCAGGUCCUCAGGAGCCUCUUCAGGCAGAAGGGGAUGGAGACCCUCCACGUCCGCGUCGUGACGCUCCUCUACGACCUCAUCGUGGAGAAGAUGCUGCUCGAGGACUCACAGCACGGAGAUCAAAUGGAAGAGAAAAUCCAGCAGUACCGGCAAGUCAAGCUGGUGCCGGCGGUGGUGGAGCAGGACUGGUGCGUGGUCGUUUCCAACCUGCUGGCCAUGCCCGAGCACGACACUCGGGAGAAGGUCCUGAAGACGGUGGGCGUGCUGAUGGCCUUCUGCAGGGAGCGCUACCGGGGGGACCAGGCCCUCAGCACCACCCUCAGCCUCCUGCGCAGCGAGUACGAGGAGCUGGCGGCGGAGGAGCAGAGGGAAGGCGACAAAGACGGCUACUUCAAGGAACUUCUCGGCUCUGUGAAUACCAUCAUUCAGGAAUUAAGAUGA
Molecule: messenger RNA, 1387 nt
Organism: Opisthocomus hoazin
Lineage: Eukaryota; Metazoa; Chordata; Aves; Opisthocomiformes; Opisthocomidae
Gene: SIL1
Product: SIL1 nucleotide exchange factor
Cellular component (GO): endoplasmic reticulum
Molecular function (GO): adenyl-nucleotide exchange factor activity
Source: RefSeq, a predicted model, not a curated record